AGGUGUUGUUCCUGCCUAGUGGACUCUGAGUAGUGGACCUAAAAGUUAACACUAACUUAGUGGUUAUAUUUUCAUUGGUUUACUACGAAUAAUAAGGCUGAAUGGGCUAAAAUGCUUUUGCCUUCUGAAUAUAUUGGGAAAAUUAAGAAAUCAUAGGUUGACAGAAAUUGACAAAAUUAAUUGGCAGGCGCAGCCUGAAACACCUUGUUUUAACGUGUGUUUUGUUGAUAAUCAAAGUUUAAAACAAAUACAAAAUGGAAAACAACGUUGCUUUAGAUUCCACCAAAAAAAGAAAGUUUCUUAAAUCCAUUAAAUCUCUGAAGAAAUUAAUCAAGAAAAAUGAGAAAGAAGUGGUGGAAAAGCCUCUUGAAGAAAAGAAGAAAAGGCCAAAAAGGGUUAAGCCGGAGAGGGGUUUAGUUUAUUUGUCGCAUAUUCCACAUGGAUUUUAUGAGCACCAAAUGACUGAGUAUUUCAAGCAAUUUGGAGGAGUGACAAACGCAAGAGUGAUUAGAUCAAGACGUACAGGAAGGUCCAAAGGAUUUGCUUUUGUUGAAUUCAGAGAGCCAGCCGUGGCUCAGAUUGUUGCAGAGACCAUGAACAACUAUCUAAUGGGGAAAAGGUUGAUAAAGGCUGCUUACAUCCCUCCAGAAAAAAUAAGACGUUUUGCUCUAAGGAAAAAUUGGAAUGAUGUAUACCACCCAGCUGCAGUGGAAAGAACUAAACAAAAAAAGUCGUUUAAUGCAGUCAAAAGUGAUAGUGAGGAGCUGAAGAAGGCAAGAAAAAUGCUUUCUAACUUAGAGAAAACAAAAAAGAAAUUAUCUGAAUUUGGUAUUAAUUAUGAUUUUAUGCCUGUUGAUAUACCAUUGGAAUUGAUUAAAAUAAAACAAGAAACAGAAGAAAAUGAAAACACAGUAAAAGAAGAAACAGAUGUGAAACCAACAAAGAAAGAAAAGAAGAAGGGGAAAGAAAACAAUGGUGAUAAAAAACCUGUAGAAGAAACAAAGCAAGUAAAGAAAACAGAACCUGUUAAAGCCGAAAAGGAUGUAAAACCCAAAAAUGAACCUAAAGCUAAAAAUAGUGAGCCUAAUGCUAAUAAAAAUAACCCUAAACCUAGUAUAAAUGCACCUAAAGUUAAUAAAAAUGCACCUAAAGCUAAUAAAAAUGAAUCUAAAGCAAAAAAAGAUAAAUCAGAAGUAAGGGAAAUUAAAAAAGAACAGGAACAAAAACAGAAGAAAUUGGACCAGGCUGGAGUUAAAAGUGUAGAAAAUUUCAUUAAGGUCCAGGAAUCUGAUGAUGAUAGUGACAGUUCAGCAGAUUUUGACUCUGAUGAAUAUGAAAAAAUGUUGAGCAAUGAGUCUGAUUUAGGUUCAGAUGAGAGUGAAGAAUCUGAUGAUGAGUCAGGUGAUGAGGAUGUUGAUGACGAUGAAGACAAUGAUGACGAAGUUGAAGAUUCUGAAAGUGGGGAAGAAGAAAGUGUUGUGGAUUAUCCCCCUGUGAAGCCUAAACAAAAGGUGCCACUAGUAGCUGCACCUAAAACAAUGAAAAAACAGGAACAAGUUAGUAAAAACGCGCAAGUUAAGAGGAAAGCACCACAGAAAGCACCUGUGUCACAGAAAAAGCCGAAGUUUGAGAAGCAAAAUAAACCGAUUCCAGUGAAGAAACAAUUCAAGAAGAAGAAAUAAAUAGCUAUUUUUAAGCUAAAUAUUAUAAUAUUGAUUUGUAUAAUUAUAUGACAAAUCGAAUUAAAAUUAUGUAUAGUUUUAUUUUUGACCACUACUUGCCUUUUAGGCUGACAAAUUAAUCUUAUAUACUGGCUUAUGGAGCCGAUAAUUUCACAAAAUAAAACAACAUUUUACAGGUACCAUUUAUUGACUUCAAGAUAAAUCAUCCAAUAAAAUUACUUAACACCAAAAACCUUUAUAAAACAGAGAAAUAUUUAAAAUAUCUACAAUAGAGUACGCUAACGCAAUCAACAAGGUCACACAGAGGUCAAUUCCACAAAUAUUUCUUUUACAAUAUAGGGCAUACUGGACAUUUUGAGAAGUGAAGUUAUCAUUGAUAUACUUACAGAAAAACUUGAAUAGUAAUUAAGGUCCUAAACAUACAUUGUAAUGAAAAUUGAGGUUUAAAUAACAUCUUGAAGUCAA
Molecule: messenger RNA, 2147 nt
Organism: Manduca sexta (tobacco hornworm)
Lineage: Eukaryota; Metazoa; Arthropoda; Insecta; Lepidoptera; Sphingidae
Gene: Nopp34
Product: MKI67 FHA domain-interacting nucleolar phosphoprotein
Exons: 8
Coding region: 255-1682 (475 amino acids)
Biological process (GO): maturation of LSU-rRNA from tricistronic rRNA transcript (SSU-rRNA, 5.8S rRNA, LSU-rRNA)
Cellular component (GO): nucleolus
Molecular function (GO): RNA binding
Source: RefSeq, a predicted model, not a curated record